AAAAAUAUCAAUGAAACUAAACAAAGUUAAAAAAGCUAUCCGACAAAAACUGAAAUUGCAUAUCUGGCAUAGUUAGUAAUAUAUUUACAAACAAGUCAAAUAUAUCGUGGUAUGUGUAUAUGGUGUUCCGGCGGGUUGAUUAGAAUAACUACUUUUAAACACUUUUUUCCCCCGCCAAUAAUUGAAAGCCAUUAUUAACUUAAAAUCCUUUACCUAUUUAUUAUAAUGUUAGAAGCGGAAACGGUGUCUAAUUUUUUUAAAUCAAUUGAUAGUCUUUUGAAGGAAUUUUCAACCAAGAAACUCACAUCGGAAAUUCAUAAUACAUUGAAAGUGUUGUACAGCAGAAUUUCUCAAUGCAACUUGAAGUACAAAAUUAGCUUUGGUGACUUAGUACAAGAACAGCAGAAUGCAUUAAUUUCUCUUCUGCAACAUCUUAGCUGUAUUUUAUGCAAUUCUGUUUACCCUGUGGACUUGUUACUGUUAUGUGGUACUUGUGUUUCUGUUUUAAUAGCUGGUCUAUUUCAUCCUUAUUAUGCUUCAUCCCUUUUUAUAUUCUUAUACUGUUCUUUUGGAAAGCCAACACCAGACUUUCUGCUGGAGAAGGAUGAGAUACAGUUGCAUAAAGUUCUUUCCCUAAAUCUGGUUGAAGAUGAAGAUUUUAUAAACAAUUUGAAUGAUUCUAUGCAUGGAAUGGCUCCUUCAUUCUCACAAAUAGCCGUGUUACAUGGCAUGUUGUCCUAUCAAAAUUCUGAUAUUUUUUUAUUCAGUUCCAAGCUGCAUAAGGAUAUACCAUUUCUUAUAUCAUUGUUUGAAUACAUUUGUUCAAUGUGUUCAUCGCCAUGCUGUUCACAAUAUCAUGCAUUCAGUGUCUUGCUAAGUUGGCUCAAGACAUGUGAAAAGUACCUUCCAAAAGUACUUCAUAGCAAACCAGAAGCAAUAUUUUCUUCAGGCACGUCUUUUGUGGUAACAAAAACCCUCUGUUUAUUAGAAUCCAAUUUGGAAAGCCCAGUGAAGGGCGUUACAACAUUUGUCAAAGAAUGUUAUAGAUUACUUAUUCAUUUGUCCCAAUCUGAAGGAGAAUUGUUGAACAGACAAGAUUUUGAUAUGGUCAAUUUUUUGUUAGACCAAACUAUGAAGUUAAGUUGGCAAAUCAAAGGAAAAUAUGUUAUUCUCUCUGUGCUUCUCCAAUUUGUUGACUAUAAAAAAUACCUUACUAAUUAUCCUGAAGUGCCUAUGGCAGUUGUUAUUAAUAUGAAAGCUGGUUAUGCUUCUUCAGCUGUUUCUGAGGUUUAUAAGUCUAUUGUCUCUGUUAUCAGAAAUACUAAUCCUUCUGAAGAUGUUAUUCUGAAUGAAUGGGGUAGAUGGUGGAAAAAACCUAUUUUGGAUUCUUUAAAUAGUGAGAAUAAAUCCCUUGUUCAAAACGUUGUUAAUCUCAUUCUACCUUGGACCAUGAAAGCAAUACCUAAAUCAUAUGAAUUCCUCUUGGAAAGUGAAACACAAGUUUUUGCUCAGUUGAUAUUACAGAGGGUAGCAAAGGAAUCUGGUGUCCAUUCUCUUCAAGAAAAGGAAAUCAAAAUACUUAUGACACAUUUGCAUCAUUACGAAAUUCGUAUCCGUGCAGAAAUACUCUCUACUUUAUGUUGUUCUUCGAAAAAAUCAGAGGCCGUUUCUGAAGAGGAAUUGAACAUUUUGAAAGACUUCAUUCUGGUUAAUCUUAACAUAGAUUCAACUUCAUUUCAACAACUUCUUCUUGCUCAAAUGAGAACACUGUUGGUCAGAAUAAGAGACAGUUUAGUGCAACAAUACCGUUUGAUGCCGAAAGACAAUCCUGGCAUUUGUUUUGGACAUUCUGAAAUAGAGUUUGUUGACUGGCUUUUCAAGACAUCUGUAAAAAACACACACCCUGGUGCUUGCUUCCAGAGACGGCGUGUCUCCCUUCUUCUGAUCGAUACUAUUUUUGACGUGUUUGUUGUAUCUGUUCUUGGCGGUAAAAGGAAGGAAAAACCAUCAAAAAAAUUUGGAGAUAUUGUGAAAAUUGCCCAAUCUCACAAUUUAUGGUUGUUUCUUAAAGAUGAUUCACUUUUGAAUAUUUUACCCUGUUUAACAGAUUUUACUGAUGAGAUUCGCACCAUUGCUUUUUACCUCCUUGUAAACUUUACUAAAUGGCCCUUGGUAGAAAAUGAGAGCCCUAUUUUUAAACCGCAAUUCAUCCUAAACCAUGCACGGGAUUUGUGUAAUCAUCCUGACUAUCGAAAUAAUGAUGCUGGGUCUCAUCUUUAUUGCCUUUAUUUUAAAAAGUUUUAUGUGAAUGAUGAAAAUGUUGUCAAUUCUAAUGAAUAUUGUUCAGCUUUGGAUUUUCUGAAUGAAAUUAUAGAAUCGACCAAAGAGCAAUUGAAAUAUUCAAAAGAAAACUUUUUAGAUGCUGCUGCUUCAAAACCAAUUCAUGGCUUAUUAUUGGCAUUAGAGUACUGUUUGUCUAGUUUUAACAGAGUUGUGUUCAAGCUCUUCCAAUCUGAAAAGAACAGAACCCUAAAUUUUCUUUAUGACAUUCUGAAUUUGUGUGAUGACAUCAUGCAGUCCAUGUUACUUGUUAUGAAACGUGGUGAUGAUAAAGAAAAUUGUCCAUCAUUUUUGGACAUUGGUCAAGCUCUUGAAAAUGUAAUUAUUUUACAAAGGGACAAAACUCAAUCUAAUCUUGCAAUAGUAGAUCAAGAAGAAAUUUUAGAGAAGCCAACCACUGCAGAAGUAGAACUUGUUUUGUCAUGCUGUUGGCAUAGCAUUAAAAAUAGUUGCUCUCUGUUAUGUGAAGUGUCUACAUACUUUUGUUGUCUCGAACUAGAGACGUUCCAGAAAUUGAAUCAUUUGAAAAGAAUUGCCGAGAUUUUCUCUUCCAUAUUAAUAUCAAGUCGACACAGAGGUGUUGUGGAUGCUUGUAGUUUAGCAUUGAAUAAAUUCUGUGUACAACUGCUAAAAGAAGAGAAACUUCAUGAUGAAAUCUGCAAAUACUUACUUAGUAUGGUAUUUGAAUCUUUAUCUGGUGCUUCAUCAACCUCAGUGACCAGAAGAUCUGCUGGCUUACCAUCGCUUUGCCUUGCUGUAGUAUCAAGUGAAAAGUCUAACAUUAAUAGGAGGUUGCUUCCCUACAUCAUAAAUGCUCUGCUCAAAACUGUGAGCCUGCCUUUGCCAUCCGACACCGAGAUCAGUGACAAAACAGACUUGCCUCAGGCUCAUGCAUAUCACAUACUCAAAGCACUGGUGAUGGAAGCAAGUUUAUCUCAAGCAAUUCUCCUGCACUUGGACAGCCUCAUUCCUGCCUGUGUCUCGGGUUUCUCCUCUACACUGUGGCCAGUACGCAAUGGUGCUUUGCAACUAUUCGGUGUUCUUUUACCUCGUAUUUGUGGUCAGAAAAAAGUAGCUGAAGAUGAUUCUGAAUAUAAUAUGGUUUCAGCAUCAGAAUUGUUCUCUCGAUGUCCAAGAUUAGAAAUGUACUUACUUCAACAGUUGGAAAAAUGUGUCAAACUUCAUAAGCAGGGAAAAUUAAGUUCAGAAUUAAUUCCAAUUUUAUCAAUUAUUGUGAAAUUAAAUCCACCUCAAGAAGAAAAUUGGACAUUAUUUGUGGAAUUGAAGAGUCUAAUGUUAGAACUGUUAGGGAUCCCUGUUUGGAAAAUAAGAGACCUCGUAUCAUCGAUUUUAUCUGUUGUCAUAACAAUUGAAGAUGUUUCUGAAUUAUGUAAAAAUAUCAAACUAAGCUUAGAACAAGGCAAUAUAAAAUGCAAUUUUAUUCAUGGAAUAUUAUGGACAGUUGAAAAGUUCUUUAAGCGAAACAAUUUAUUAGCUGGCAGUGACACUGAAAUUAUUGAUCAUCUGAAAUUGCUCUAUAGAGUAAUUACAAAAGUGCAAGUUCCUAUAUUAAAUGCACAAAUGUUGAGCAUAUUUAUAAUUUUAAAUCAAAGUAAUUCAUAUUGUUCAUUGCUGGAAAUCGUCAAAGAGACUCAAGGUUAUGAAGAAGAAAAUUAUUUUAAAGUAGGUCGAGUACUAUGUGAUAAGAACCUGACUUGGUGUCGAUUGAAGAGCCUCCAUCUUGAUGAGCUUCCUCUCUUCAUUUCUCAACUGACAAAUGUUGAUUUGUUUAUUCAAAUUGAGUGUCUUCACUUUCUCUCUUCUAAACUGUUUCCUAGAGAUAAAAAGGAUUUAUUUUCUCUGAAAGAAUCUUUGCAAGGGAUAUUUGUAUGUGUUGCUUCAUUUGUUCAAAAAGAAAACCAUUACAGUGUUGUUUUAGAAGCGCUGAAGCUCAUCAUUCUCAUGUGUGAAGACUGGAGGAUUGGCAAGUUGAUUCUUAAUUCUGAGGCCACAGAGGCCUUAGAAAAAAGCCUGAUAUACUUCUUAGAAACUAAGUCCAGCCUGUCAGUAGUGGCAACCUCAUUAACAGCAUGGUCAUUCAUCAUCAGAUUUCAUAUUGAAGAAAAUAAUGUUUCCAGACAUUCUUUAAGUUCAUGGAUUAAGCACUUCCACUCAUUUUGUCAUGCUCGAAGCCCUGAUCUGCUGAGAAUGCAGGCUGCUCAUUCUGUCACUGCUCUUGGCAUCACAUUAGACAACCAUCUCAUACAGAUGCUCAAAACUGAUCAUGAAACAGCAUCUUCUUUGCUUAUCAAUCUGUGUGAAGGUUGUUUGCUUCUACUUCAAGAUGAGGACGAAGAUAUAAGAAAUAAAGCUUGUUUCUUCCCAUCAAAUCUUCAACACAAAUAUCCAAUCACAUCUCUGCAGUUUAAUGUAUGCAUUAAUAUCAUUUUAGAGCACAUGUUUGAAUGUCUAUCUUUUCAUGACUAUUUUUUGAAAUAUUUGUGGAAUCGUCUUCAAAAUUAUCCAAGUUUUGUGAAAAUCUUGAGAGGGGCAGAGAAGUCUGUUAAAACAAAUUUGUUUGAACAAGAGUAUGUGAAUGUUUAUGCUGAACCGCUACAACUGCUAUUGAAGCAUCGAGACCUUUUUCUGAAAGCUAUGAAAUCGCUGCAUGAUAAAGAUUAUAAAGCUUGGACUGAUAAUGUUCAGCUGUUCCUUUUUGAUACAAAAACUGAAUUACAAGAUUUGGUACAGUUCCUUUCUGAAAAUGAUUUUUCAAAGCUAAAUCAAAGAUUUGCUUUCCCUCAUCAAGUAUUUUUGGCCUUCAAAAAAAUGUAUUCUGUGAUAGAAGUUUUGAUGUCUUGUGAAGACAUGAUUUCUUCCUCUUCUUCUCUGGCAGUUCUUCGAGAAGCUAUUCUAUGUCAGUGGAAAUCAGUGGAGGCUAUUCUAACUCCUAUCAACCAUUGGUUUCUCAUACAACUGUGAUAUAUGUAUAUAUGUUUUUAAAAUAAAAUAUUCUUACGAAUU
This is a messenger RNA of Parasteatoda tepidariorum (common house spider), 5364 nucleotides long. RefSeq names its product tRNA (32-2'-O)-methyltransferase regulator THADA. The record is from RefSeq and is a predicted model, not a curated record. Gene Ontology annotation, cellular component: cytosol. Gene Ontology annotation, biological process: tRNA methylation. NCBI's taxonomy places the organism in Eukaryota, Metazoa, Arthropoda, Arachnida, Araneae, Theridiidae.